Molecule: messenger RNA, 1081 nt
Organism: Cucumis melo (muskmelon)
Lineage: Eukaryota; Viridiplantae; Streptophyta; Magnoliopsida; Cucurbitales; Cucurbitaceae
Product: agamous-like MADS-box protein AGL12
Exons: 7
Coding region: 275-895 (206 amino acids)
Biological process (GO): positive regulation of transcription by RNA polymerase II
Cellular component (GO): nucleus
Molecular function (GO): protein dimerization activity; RNA polymerase II cis-regulatory region sequence-specific DNA binding; DNA-binding transcription factor activity, RNA polymerase II-specific
Source: RefSeq, a predicted model, not a curated record
AGUAAAGAGAAAGAGAGAGAGAAAGGGAAAGGGAAAGAGAAAGAGAAAGAGAAAGAGAAAGAGAAAGAGAAUGGAGGUAGGAGGAAGGGAAGUAUAUAAAGGGUUUAGAGUUGUGGUGUAAUGAGCUAUAAAGGGUUGGUUUUGUUUAGUGAAGAAGGGAUAGUAUUAUUAUUUGCAGCGACCUGAAGCUAGUUCAAACUAGUGGAAGGUUGUGUGUGUACUAAUUAAUUGGAAGGAUUAUUAAGGUCUAAGAACAAUAAUUAUUAUUGUAACUAUGGCUCGUGGGAAAGUUCAAAUGAAAAGGAUUGAGAAUCCAGUGCAUAGACAAGUUACUUUCUGCAAGCGUCGAGCUGGGCUCCUCAAGAAGGCUAAGGAGCUCUCUGUGCUUUGCGAUGCUGAAAUUGGACUCUUCAUUUUCUCCGCUCAUGGAAAGCUCUAUGAACUCGCCACUAAAGGAACCAUGCAAGGGCUUAUUGAAAGGUACAUGAAGCACACCAAUGGGAAUCAGCCACCAGACCCACCAAUUCAUCACCAAACUUCGGAAGCAAAAGAGGAGAUCAUCAGGCUGAAACAAGAAAUUGAAGUCCUAAAGGGUCUCAGGAAUGCUUUGGGAGGAGGAGGAGGGGAAGGAAUAAUGAGAUUGGAUGAGCUUGAUAUGUUUGAGAAGCAACUUGAGAUUUGGAUUUGUCAAGUGCGUUCUACAAAGAUGAAGUUCAUGUCUGAAGAGAUUGAAGCACUGAGAAACCAGGAAUUCAUACUGAAAGCUGCCAACAAAUAUCUUCAUGACAAGAUGGAGGAAAAUAUUAGCAACACAACUAACAUGGAACCUGUGAAUAUUACUAACUGUCAAUAUCCACUAACUAUACAGGAUGAGUUAUUUCAGCUUUGCACUUAAAAGUUAUUUAGAAGCUAGAAAAACAUAUCAUCUAUUUUAAUGUAAAAAAAAAAAACCAUAAAGAAACCUAGCUAUUUACUCUUAUAAGGUUGUUGAGGGUGUUGGUUUUCAUAUUUUAGCAGACUUUGAUGUUUUUUUUUUAUGCAAAUAAUGACAAUGUACACAUUGCUGCUUAUGGCAUUGUCA